AUGGCCACCAUACAAGCCAUCGACGCUCGUUCGGUACGAUAUCCGUUGCCCUCGGAGGUCCGAUUCAAGAACAAUGGACUGGACUUGAUCGAGGUUCAAGACAACGGCAGCGGGAUCUCCCCGGAGAACUACGAGAAUGUCGCUUUGAAACACUAUACCUCCAAGUUGUCAUCAUACGAUGACCUCUCGAGCCUACACACCUUCGGUUUCCGGGGCGAGGCGAUAUCCUCGCUCUGCGCAUUGUCGGACUUCCACAUUGUCACCGCACAAGCUAAGCAAGUCCCUCGCGCAAACCGCCUCGAAUUUGAACAAUCUGGGAAACUCCAAAAGACACAAAUUGUGGCUGGACAGAAAGGAACGACCGCGUCCGUAGAGGGCAUCUUCAAGCGGCUUCCAGUGCGCCGACGCGAGUUGGAGAAGAACAUCAAGCGGGAAUAUGGGAAAGUGUUGAAUCUGCUUCAUGCUUAUGCUUGCAUUAGCACAGGAGUCCGGUUCAGCGUCCGGAACACCGUUGGCAAAACGCGCAAUGUGGUCGUCUUUUCUACGAAUGGAAAUAAAACCACAAAGGAAAACAUUGCCAAUGUGUACGGCGCGAAGACACUUUCUGCAUUGAUACCACUUGAGUUAGAGCUCGAAUUUGAGCCAUCGCCGGCCACUAAACGUGUUGGAGACGAACAAGUCAGUAAGAUCCAGGUUCGGGGCCAUAUCUCUCGUCCUGUCUUCGGCGAGGGACGCCAGACUCCGGAUCGCCAAAUGUUCUUUGUCAAUACGAGGCCAUGUGCCCUACCGCAGAUCCAGAAGGCCUUCAACGAGGUCUACAAGUCGUUUAAUGUGUCCCAGUCGGCAUUUAUCUUUGCGGACUUUCAGAUGGAUACGAAUGCUUACGAUGUCAAUGUUUCACCGGAUAAGCGCCAGAUUCUGCUCCAUGAUGCAGGGCCUAUGAUAGAAACUCUCAAAGUCUCUCUUACACAGCUCUUUGAAGAUGCCGAUCAGACUGUGCCUCAGUCGUCGGUCAAAUCCAAGCCUUUGCCCAAACAGCAAGCCCUAGCGUCGCUUCCAGGAUUCGUCACUGCUCGGGAACUGGCCGAAGGUGGUGACAUAGGGGGUCCGAGUCCAGCCCGGACGAGAGAAAGCCCAGUGGAGACCCCGGAGCCAAGCCAAAGCACAAUCCAGCGUUUCGCGAGCUCACGAGGAGGCUUGACGAGCCCGGCGCAAGUCACCCCAUCACCAGCUCGCUCCCUGAGAACAUCUCGUGCUGCAACAGAUACCUCGUUAGUGACACCGGCCGCAAGCGAGGUAGACAUGCCUGCUGCCGAUGUUUCUGAUAAUGACCUUUUGGUUCCAGAAGCUACCCAGGACCAGCCCGAGCCCGCUCCUGUCGAGCCAUCAUCUCAACCAUCUGCUAUGGAUGAGACCCCCUCUCGUCCUCGGGGGGAUUCAAACGCCACCCCUAGCAUCGUCCAAAAUGCUUUUAAUAGAAUGCGUCCACGCCGAGAACCAGCUGAAUUGGCCACUAUUACCAUCGGUGACCGAACUAUAACUUCCAUGGUCGGUAGUGGUAUUCCACGAAAACGAGUGCCCGAAGAUCCGCCCCUGAUGAGGGAGCCACCUCGCCGGAAGAGGCGGAUUCACACGCCGUCCCGGCCGAACAUAUUUGGAGAACACAUGAAAACAUUUGCUGCGCCUGGGUCGCAGCUAGAUAAUGAAGAAGCGGAAGAGAUCUCUGAUAGUGAAGAAGAAGAGAUUGAAGAAGAGAUUGAAGAAGAGAUUGAAGAAGAGAUUGAAGAAGAGAUUGAAGAAGAGAUUGAAGAAGAGAUUGAAGAAGAGAUUGAAGAAGAGAUUGAAGAAGAGAUUGAAGAAGAGAUUGAAGAAGAGGAUGGUGAUGAAGAUGAGGUCGAAGGCAAUGAAGAAGGCCCAUCAAAUGAAGCUGUGAACACAGAUGAUGCCGAACAAGAAGAAGUCGCGGGUUCUCCAUUAGCCGCAGACGCUGGAGGUAUUGUUCCCCAACGCAUAUCUCAAGCGGAAUCUGCGGAGUCUGGGGCAAACGGAAAGGAGGAUUCUGCAGACAUUGAACUCCGCGAAGCCGAGAAGAAAGCACAAGAGGAAGCCACUGUGCAACAACUGAUCCAGGAAGCCGAGAAAACCGCAGUGCUUCCCCAGGAGAAUAGUUCGAACCGUGCAAAGAAGAUGAACAAGGGCGCUGCGCAUCGCGAUGCGACAGUCCAGCUUGUCGGCACAGCCGACGGUUCUAUCUCACGACUUCAGUCGCAACUCAAAACAUUGCAAAAGACCUUGCAAGUGGGUUCCAAGCAAGCGGAAGAGGAAGACGCCGAUUUUGGCGAGAAGACCGCUGAGGACAAACUUUCCUUGACAGUUAGCAAGGGCGAUUUCGCACAAAUGCGUAUCAUCGGCCAGUUCAAUCUGGGCUUCAUCAUCGCUGUCCGUCCCGGGGAAGAUCACGACGAGCUCUUCAUCAUUGACCAACAUGCCUCCGAUGAAAAGUUCAAUUUCGAGCGCCUGCAAGCUGAAACCGUCGUGCAAAACCAACGCCUUGUACGCCCACAGCGGCUUGAUCUCACUGCCGUUGAAGAAGAGGUUGUCCUUGAGAAUCGCGACGCCCUCGAGAAAAACGGGUUCGUUGUCACUAUCGACGAAAGCGGCGACGAGCCUAUCGGUCGUCGGUGCCAGUUAAUCUCGUUACCGCUAAGCAAGGAAGUGGUGUUCGGCGUACGCGAUCUCGAGGAAUUGAUAGUAUUGCUGUCGGAGUCAAUCUCAACAUCUAAUGAAUCGUCAGUGCCACGGCCAAGCAAAGUGCGCAAAAUGUUUGCUAUGCGAGCUUGUCGCUCGAGUAUUAUGAUCGGGAAAACCUUGACAGCCCGUCAAAUGGAGCGAGUCGUUCAGAACAUGGGCACUAUCGACAAACCAUGGAAUUGUCCCCAUGGUCGACCCACCAUGCGGCACCUCAUGAGUCUAGGUCAGUGGGAAGAAUGGAACGAAUAUGAGGAAAGCGCAGGCCUCGAUCCGUGGAGACAAUACUUAGGCGCAGAAGAUGAAGAUGAAGUGGAAGAAGACGAAGAAUAG
Penicillium bovifimosum is the source of this 3081-nucleotide messenger RNA. Its product is annotated as ATP-binding mismatch repair protein PMS1. Gene Ontology annotation, biological process: mismatch repair. NCBI's taxonomy places the organism in Eukaryota, Fungi, Ascomycota, Eurotiomycetes, Eurotiales, Aspergillaceae. The record is from RefSeq and is a predicted model, not a curated record. Bases 1 to 3081 code for a protein of 1026 amino acids. The transcript is spliced from 3 exons. Gene Ontology annotation, cellular component: MutLalpha complex. Gene Ontology annotation, molecular function: mismatched DNA binding; ATP hydrolysis activity; ATP-dependent DNA damage sensor activity.